CACAGACACACACAGACACACACAGACACACACACACACACACACAGAUACACACACACACACACAAUGUUGCAGCGGCUGUCGUUUGUGCGGCGGCUGCGCCAGGAGCUGUUCACGGACAGCCGAGUUGUACAGGAGCGCCUGAGGCAGCUGGGUGGAAGCGGGACUGUGAGAACGACGCUGGAGGAAAUCAGGCGCGAGGGGAACGAGGAUCAGAACAAGACUAAGAGCAAGGACAUGAGCAACAGCAAUAGCAAGAGCGCUCGUACAUCUACUGCUGCUGCAACGGAGUCAUCGACACCACCCAACACAGUGCUGCGCAUCACGCUGGACAACCCCCUUCGGGCAAAUGCGCUGUGUGGCAAGAUGCUGGCCGAGCUGGGGGAUGCCGUCCAGACGGCUGUUGGUCUUGAGCUCCAAGAUCCUGCAUCCGCAACUGCGGCAAAGCCAAAGCUGGCGUGUGUCGUGAUUCAGGGCGCUGGGCGCCACUUCUGCGCGGGCUCAGACUUGAAUCUUCUCGCCAAUGCAACCGCAGACACAGCCAAGGACAUGCUCAACUUCAUGCACACGGUGACCACAUGUUUCAAGACCCUCAGCGUGCCCACAAUCGCGCUCCUUCAAGGCGAUGCUAUCGGCGGUGGCUCUGAGCUCGUCACCAUGACAGACUAUCAAGUGGCAGACGAAGCUGCAGCGAGGAUACGCUUCGUGCAUGCGAGACGAGGUUUAACGCCCGGCUGGGGUGGUGCCGCUCGCCUGAUUCACAUGGUUGGGGCCCACCGCGCAUCCCAGGCACUCAUGUCUGCGCGUAUGUUCACUGCCAAGGAUGCGCACAACUAUGGGCUGUUCAGCCACCUGGCACCUGCUGGCGAAGCGCCACGUGUGUGCGAUGACCUCGUUCAAACCCUCACCUCCAACGACCCCGCUGCGAUAGCCUCUGCAAAGCUGCUGUCUCUCAGGGGCUUCAUCGAGAGCCUGGAAGCGAGUCAAGACACAGAGAAGGAGAUGUUUGAGUCGGCAUUCGCCCGCUUGCAAUGGUGAACUGCUAGCCUAGGCGUCGCGUGUCGCUUGACGCACACCCCUUUCCAAUGUUGAAUCAGAGGUGAUGGACGUGCACCCUCUGUCCUUGACUGCUCUUGUGUGUGUGUGUGUGUGUGUGUGUG
Messenger RNA from Salpingoeca rosetta, 1160 nucleotides. RefSeq lists its product as uncharacterized. Gene Ontology annotation, molecular function: enoyl-CoA hydratase activity. Gene Ontology annotation, biological process: fatty acid beta-oxidation. Gene Ontology annotation, cellular component: cytosol. The transcript is spliced from 6 exons. The record is from RefSeq and is a predicted model, not a curated record. Lineage: Eukaryota; Choanoflagellata; Craspedida; Salpingoecidae. The coding region runs from base 67 to 1038 and encodes 323 amino acids.